Brassica napus (rape) is the source of this 1759-nucleotide messenger RNA. Its product is annotated as probable membrane-associated kinase regulator 6. Lineage: Eukaryota; Viridiplantae; Streptophyta; Magnoliopsida; Brassicales; Brassicaceae. The transcript is spliced from 2 exons. The record is from RefSeq and is a predicted model, not a curated record. The coding region runs from base 527 to 1306 and encodes 259 amino acids.
ACGAAAAAAGAUUAUAAUAAUCAAAAGUAGAUUUUGAGAAGAGUACACCAAUGGGAGUGCUCUAAUACAGCUAACUUAUAUGUCUUUCAUACCAAUUAUUUUGCUUUUUUGUCUUUCUAAUUAAUAAGCCCCAUGAAAUAUGCGUCAACAUACAUCGUUUUUAAUGAUAUAUUUGAUAUUCUUCAAAAGAAAAACUAUGCGUAGUGUUUUGAUAUUGAGACUCCUUAAAAGAUAAAAAUGAUGUCACAUGGAAUAAAUAAUUAAAAGAACCUUGUCUAUGCAAAAAAGAAUAAACCAAGAUAAAUAUUAAAAAGAGGAAAAGAGUGAAGGCAACAGCACAUAAUAAGAGGUUAGAUGGGCUCACAAACUCUAAUGUUUUCUUUUCUUUUCCCUUUCAGACUAUUAAUAUCUAUUGUUUCUUACCAAACCAACCACAAAAAUAUAAUAUAUUACCGUUAUAAAAAAAUAUUAUAUAUCUUAGCUUCAAUGUGUGUAUGUCCCUUCCUAUAUAUAUACACUGAAACAUAUGUUCUCCAUUCAAACAUUUUUGUCACAGACAAAAGCAUCUGAACACAGUCAAGAAUAUAUAUACAUCCCCACCAAACAAACAAAAAUAACCAUGGAAGUAAAUCAAGAAGCUUCAUCAAUGCCAGUAGUUCCCGUAGAUAGUUUCUCUUACAGUUGGGUAGUUAACAGUCCUUCUUUAGAAGAUUCCAUUGAUGAUUAUCAUCAAACCUACGAAGAUUCUUCUUCUUCCUUCAUAGAGAUGGAUCCAAGAUUGCCUCCUUCGAGAAGAUUCUUCAUCAACAAAUCCCAUGAAAGUAGCUUCAAGUUCGAUAACUUCGUCUCUUUCUCCGACGAAGAUCACUCUUUAGUUCACGCCGACGAGCUUUUCCGCGACGGCUACGUCAUGCCUUAUCUAUCAAAAGCCACGUCAGCAGCUACGGAAGAAGAAUAUGAGCCGUUGGACAAGAAAACGGAGAAGAAGAUGGAGACACGUGACAUAAAGAGCAAGUCUCCUUCUUCUUGUAGAAAGUUGAGAAGAGUUUCGAAAUGGGUUUUGUUGUUUUUGACGCCAUUGUGUAAAAGAUUAAGGAGAUGUAGAACCUCUAGAUCAUCCGGAGGUAUCGGUAUCGACUCUAGGAUCCGUGUAACGACGUUGUCUAGAAGCAGAGUUCAUUCUGAUGAAAUGACUUCGUCGCCAAGAAUAAGUGUUGCAGAUGAUUAUUAUUGGAGAAGGUCUUGUGACUCAGAGAGCUCCAUUUACGAAGCCGUUCUUCAUUGCAAGAAAUCUUUCGAGAAAUGAGACUUAAGAAUCCAUGGAAAAGGAGCAGGUAGGAGUAGAGAUGGAGAAUAUUAAGCAAAUUGCAUUACACGUUACACAUGGAGUGGCAAAGAGAGAGCAACUUGUGUUGUGUCUUUUGUUGUUUCUCUCUCUUGAAUUAAAGAGAUUGAUGUGAUGAUUCCAUGUGAAUGUGUCAUCUGAUGUGAGUCAAGAACUUUCUUUUUUUACAUGAGUGGGCACAUAUAUAGGGCAGCUAGCAGAAUCAAGAAAAUAUUUUCAGAUUUUCUUGGGUAUUAUAGUUUCUUUUCAUAUAUGUAAUCCUAUGUGUAUCUUAUAUGUGCCUACCCAUGUUUUACUUUCUGGUCAAAUUGUGUUUUGAAUAUUCUUACUUUUUGUGAAAAUUUUGUCUUUUAUUGUCUUAUAGAUCAUAUGUGGAUGUCAUCAUAUAUAUGCAUGAUUGAGCUCCUUUUCUUA